Austrofundulus limnaeus is the source of this 865-nucleotide messenger RNA. RefSeq lists its product as uncharacterized. The record is from RefSeq and is a predicted model, not a curated record. NCBI's taxonomy places the organism in Eukaryota, Metazoa, Chordata, Actinopteri, Cyprinodontiformes, Rivulidae.
CUUAGGAGUUCAUAAGUACACCACCAGGGCGGCCAUAGAGGGUGAUAUGGGGUGGGAGCCCUGUCUGAUCAAACAGAGAGCAGAAGUCAUUCGAUUGUGGAACCGCCUUGUGCGUUUACCUGAAGAUAGGCUCACCAGAAAAAUUUUUAAUUGGGACAAAUUUCAUAGAUAUCCCUGGUCAAAUGAUGUUUUAGCAUUAUUUUCUUUAACAAACAGUACAUUUUUAUUUUUUAAUAAUUUACAAUGCAAAAUUACAACAUUUAGGCAAACAUUAUUUCAGAAAUACAAGGACCAGUGGAAAUUUGAGGUGCUCAAUAAACCAAAACUAAGAAGUUAUGUUCAAUUUAAAGAUAAUUUUGAGACAGAGCCUUAUGUUGAAGGUAACUUAAAGAGACGGCAACGAUCUCUUUGCGCGCAAUUAAGAGCGGGGGUUUUGCCUCUUGCUGUUGAGGUCGGGAGAUACAAAGGGCUUUUGGAGGAACAACGUGUGUGUGUUUUAUGUSAUUUAAAUGUUGUUGAAGAUGAAUUUCAUUUUUUGUUUUACUGUCCAUUAUAUAAUGAUCUGAGAAUGUCUAUGUUUGAAAAGAUCCAGCAUAGAAAUCCUGAUUUGUUUUGGUUAUCAGAGGGUGAUAUGUUAAGUUGGCUUUUUGACAAAGAUACUUUCAUUUUGGCAAAAUUUAUAGAAAGAGCAUGGGUGCGUAGACAAUUAGCACUUUAUCCUGUUGUGUAAAAUAUUGUUUUUGUAAAUGUAUGGCCACUUCCUUUUUGUCCAUGGUGUCUUAUAAGCCUGUAUAGGCUGGGCACUUUUAGUGCAUGACACUUAAAUAAAAAUUUCAUUCAUUCAUUCAUUCAUUCAUUUCAUUCA